Momordica charantia (bitter melon) is the source of this 1055-nucleotide messenger RNA. NCBI's taxonomy places the organism in Eukaryota, Viridiplantae, Streptophyta, Magnoliopsida, Cucurbitales, Cucurbitaceae. The record is from RefSeq and is a predicted model, not a curated record.
CUGGUUUUCAGGUCAAUACAGCUUUCUCCACUCCCUUUAUAUAAGAUCCAUUUAGUUUCUCCAUUUUCUCUGUGUUUGUUAGUUUCUUUAGUAUCGAUAUUCUCAAGUUCUGUAGCUAUACAAUGGAAAAGAGUAGCGAGCAAGUCAAGGGCUCAAUCUUCAUGGCGGCAAAGGACAAGCAAAAGCUUUUUCACACCCUACUUAAUCAAUACAUGGCCGAAAAAUCGCAAGGAGAUCAAAGAGUUGUUUUGAAGAAGAAAAUUGAAGAACUACGAUCUGAGCUCGAAGCGGCCAAUGCGGAUCUCGAAAAUGUCAAGCGUACCAAAGAAACCAUAGAGCAGGAGAUUAAAGGCUGUGAAGUCGAAUUGUCUCUGAAUGAAACUUCAAUUCAAACUCUAGAGGCAAGGAUUUCUGUGCUACAACGUGAAAUUGCAUCUGUUGGAUCUGAGUUAGCAGGUCUUAAGUGGGAUGAAGGAACCACAAGAGACGAGUUUCUCAAUCACAUGUCAGAUCUUAAUAAAAAAAUCAGGGAAUAUCAAGAUAAAUUGGCCAGCAAUGAUGGUAAAGAGUCUGAUGGAAAUGAUACAGAAGAAUCUUCCCCCCCAUCUACCGAGGAAAUGCUUGUCAAAGUAAUAACUCAACUAAGCAGUGAAGAAAGAGAUUACCAAUCAAGACAGGAUACGCAAAAUCAGGCUCGGGAAUCGUUGUAUAAUCUACGAAAAAAGUUGGCUGCGAUGGGGUUGAUGGACAAAGGAAGAAAAGAUUUGAAAGAUAUGACUAGGCUGUCUUCUGGAAUUGAAGAGACAUUUGCACAUCUCAGCGAGGAAUUGCGGAAAAGUUGUUUUUGCCCUCGAUGUAAGAAAGACAAUAUGGAGGCCUUGGACAAUACUCUUCAGGUAAAUGAUGAGGGCAAUUGAAUUUUUUUCUAAGAAGCAAACAGAGUUGUGGACAGUUGCAUCUGAGAUAUGGUACUCAAAUGCCGUAUGUGCAUAUUGUAGUUGCAAAUUUUGCAGUAGCAUGCUAAAUAAUAUCAGCAGGCAAACUACGUUUUGGAA